Messenger RNA from Austrofundulus limnaeus, 1085 nucleotides. Its product is annotated as IK cytokine. Lineage: Eukaryota; Metazoa; Chordata; Actinopteri; Cyprinodontiformes; Rivulidae. The record is from RefSeq and is a predicted model, not a curated record.
CACACACUUCCGCGCUGUUACGUAAACAGACAGCAGCUAACAGCAGCAGCUACACAUAAUCAGAAGAUCUAGUUGUAAAAAAACAAACCAAUCAGAACCCCUGCUCUUUGGGUUCUUCCUCUGCCGGUACCGAGCUCCCCUCAGCCCGCAGGACACCCGCAGCUGCCCGCUGAGAUGCCUGAAACUGAGAGUUACUCCAACCCUUUGGCCCCUGAGGGCCACGAUGUGGACGAGCACAGAGGAGGCGCUCAGUCCAAACUGACCAACGAUGACUUCAGGAAGCUGCUGAUGACGCCGCGGGCCACGCCCACCACAGCUCCGCCCACAAAGUCUCGACACCAUGAGAUGCCCAGAGACUACAACGAGGACGAGGAUCCUGCAGCCAGGAGGAGGAAGAAGAAGAGUUACUACGCCAAGCUGCGGCAGCAGGAGAUGGAGAGAGAGAGGGAGCUGGCUGAGAAGUACCGGGACCGGGCCCGCGAGAGACGAGACGGGGUCAACAAGGACUACGAGGAGACCGAGCUGAUCAGCACCACCGCCAACUACAGGGCUGUGGGUCCUACUGCUGAGGCCAUCUUCAGGGUGGUCUUCAGGUCGGGGGUCCAGGAGAGGAACGAGCUCUUCCUGCCCGGCAGGAUGGCCUACGUGGUGGACCUGGACGACGAGUUCACCGAUACCGACAUCCCCACGACCCUGAUCCGCAGCAAGGCUGACUGUCCCAGCAUGGAGGCUCAGACCACUCUGACUACCAACGACAUCGUGNACUGUGUCAGAUUCAGAAAGUGUGUCAGAGUUUCCUUCUGUUUGUAUUUCAGUAUCUUUGAUGACAUCGGGGACUACGUCCCGUCCAACACGUCCAGCUCCAAACCCAGCAGAGACAAAGAGCGGCACCGGGACCGGGAGCGGGACAGGGACAGGGACAGGGAGGAGGACAGUAAGAGCAGGAGACACACCUACUUUGAGAAACCUCGAGGUGAAGACCAGCUGGUGGACAUGGACACAGGUCCUGGAUCGGUCCGAGACCAGAUCAAGAUGAUCAAUGAGAAGUUUGGUGGACCAGCAGGCAGCCAAUGGCAGGGCCAGGA